ACAAACAGAAAAUGGAAUUAGAAUCUGUUCUGAUAGUGAGAGAACCCAACAGUUCUUCGCUCAAAGCAGUUGUGGAUUUUGCGCGUCGUACUGGGGACUAUCCACAUUUGUCUCGAGUCGAUAUUCACGUACUUUCGUUGACUUUGAUGUUGGAACUCGAAAGCAGUGGCCGAAAGUUUCUAAAACCUGAGUUCAUUGAACACUUACCAAGUGGACUUGGAGAACCCAAGGAAAAUGUGCCUAGGUCAGAGCCUGGUCAAUCUAAAGUGGAAGAAGAAACUGCUUCAUCAGUCAAGCAGGUAGAAACUGCAUUUGCGGAUAUUCAGAUAAAGGAAGAAAAAGAUGUGGCAAUCAGCAGUUUUGAUGUUUGGAUUCAUAGCGAAAAUGUCGAUGCAAUAGUGCAAAACUCACAAAAGAAAUCUAUUCAAGGAGAGCCUUCUGCACAAGAGAAUAGAGUGGGUUGUAUGACUAGCGACUUUUCUAUGCAGAAUUUGUUGCUUCAAAUGGGUCUCAUAUUGAUUUCACCAGAUGGUAGACGAGUGAAGAGGUUGAAGUCGUUUGUUCUUCAAUGUGAAUCUUGCUUUCAUGUUACUAAGGAAGUGGAACGACUUUUCUGUCCUCAUUGUGGAAACCACACUCUUUUAAGGACAACUUGUAAGACGGAUAAACAAGGAAAUUUAUUGGUUUUUCCUCCAAGAAGAAAGAAGAAUAAUCUUAGAGGGACUAUCUUUCCUAUACCAAAACCUCAGUCGGGAAGAAAUGCUCUUAAUCUUAUUUUAUGUGAAGAUCAGUAUAUAGAAAAAGAACAAAAACUGAAAAAUUCCAGAAGAAAGAAGGCAUAUCGAGAUGUAUUGGAUCCUGCUACAGAAUACAAUGCAAGUCCUUUCUUUCAAAAGGAACAACCUCUUAUUAUCGGAUACAAUCGAAAAUGUGCCGAACAAUUGCAAAGAAAAAACAAAAAUGGAAGAAAAGGUCGUAAAUAAGAAAUAGAGUUUGUAUAAUCCAACAUUACCCAUUUUAGAUAGAAGUAUUGCUCAAUCCCCAUUAUGAUAUUAGACAAUAUACGUGAAUUGCAUACA
Molecule: messenger RNA, 1079 nt
Organism: Galdieria sulphuraria
Lineage: Eukaryota; Rhodophyta; Bangiophyceae; Galdieriales; Galdieriaceae
Product: RNA-binding protein NOB1 isoform 2
Exons: 4
Coding region: 12-983 (323 amino acids)
Biological process (GO): ribosomal small subunit biogenesis; maturation of SSU-rRNA
Cellular component (GO): preribosome, small subunit precursor
Molecular function (GO): RNA endonuclease activity
Source: RefSeq, a predicted model, not a curated record